This is a messenger RNA of Ilex paraguariensis (yerba mate), 1083 nucleotides long. The record is from the annotation of a GenBank genome assembly. Lineage: Eukaryota; Viridiplantae; Streptophyta; Magnoliopsida; Aquifoliales; Aquifoliaceae.
AAAAAGCGCGUCGUGAGGCCCCAGAAAGCGUGCUUAAACACAAGCUUGACAUGUGCUCAAAAAAGGGCGAUCUAGCCGAAGCUCUUAGACUAUACGACGAUGCUAGAAGGAAUAAUAUCCCUCUUAGCGUCAACCAUUAUAAUGUUUUGCUCUAUUUAUGCUCUUCUGAAAGUAAUGGCGAGGAUAAAGAAGCCAAGGAUUUAUUCAAUUUAGGUUUGGAGAGGGGUUUUGAAAUACUUAAGCAAAUGGUUAUCGAAAAAGUUACGCCAAAUGAGGCCACAUUUACUAGCGCAGCUAGAUUGGCUGCUGCUAAAGAAGACCCAGAAAUGGCUUUUGAUUUGGUGAAGCAAAUGAAGAGUAGUGGAAUUCCACCGAAAUUGAGGUCCUACGGACCGGCAUUGUUUGGGUUUUGCAAGAAGGGAUUGGCUGAUAAGGCAUAUGAAGUCGAUGCACACAUGGCUGAAUCUGGGGUUCCGGCUGACGAGCCGGGGCUUUCGGCUCUUUUGAAGCUUAGUUCCGAGGCCAAAAGAGUGGAUAGAGUUUAUGAAAUGAUGCAUAGGUUGAGAGCUACUGUGAGGCAGGUUUCAGAAGAGACUGCUUGUGUUGUGGAGGAUUGGUUUAGGUCGGAGAGCGCCACUGAUGUUGGGAUGGAGAAUUGGGAUGUGGAGAAGGUGAGAGGAGGGGUUGUGAAGGGAGGAGGUGGGUGGCAUGGGCAAGGGUGGUUGGGGAUUGGAAAAUGGAGAGUGGUGAGGACUGAGAUGGAUGAGACUGGCAUGUGCCAUUCGUGCCAUGAGAAGCUUGUUUGUAUUGACAUUGAUCCUAGGGAGACGGAGAACUUUGCUAGUUCUUUGACCACAUUGGCUUGCCAAAGAGAGGCUAAGGCCGAUUUUAUGCACUUUCAGGAGUGGCUUCAGCGGCAUGGUCCAUUUGAUGCAGUAGUAGAUGGUGCCAAUGUGGGCCUUAUUAAUCAAUACAAUUUCAGCUUUUUCCAGGUAAAUUGUCCUUAGCUUGUCUACUUAUUUUUGUGUUUGAAUAUUGGACAAUAAAUUGUUGAAUAUUGAGGAUAGGCUUAAUGGAGAAUCU